CUAAAAUCAGGCGUCACUUUCUGUAUGUUUCUCAGACAAAGGAGGAAAAUGUCUUUAUUUAUGUGGAAAACGUUCGUUAGCAGCACUAACUAACGCCGCAUAAACCACUUGGAGUCACAAAGGAGCGUAAGAAAAGUUAUGCAGGCAUCAUACCCGCUCCCAUCAGCUCCAUCGGUUCAGUGCGUGACCCGAGUCCAGUUGAACAUUUCUUGCAAGAACUUGAAAGACAAAGAUGUUUUGUCCAAAUCUGACCCAAUGGCGGUCGUUAUGAUAUUCAAGGAUGGCAACUGGUCGGAGGUAAAUGGCCCACCAAUAGAGGUUUUGUACUAGCAUGUUCAGAUUGCGCAGCGUGGCCACUGCAGAGGGGUAAAAGCGCUCUACUUGUAUACGCCCCACCCUCGCGCCCUUACUGGAGUUGUUUUUCCGUAGUCCAAACACCACAGUCAUGGACAGAGUCAAAUGGAAAAGCAAAACUCCCAUUCCCUAAAGUCAAAGAUGGAGCAGUACAAAGGAUAAAUCACACCAUUUUUCCAUCCUUAAUUUUGGGUCAGAGGGAGGGGGUGGGGAUUUUCUGGCUACAUGUAUCUAUGACUUUCACAUUUACCAUCAUGCAAUUUGUUUUCCCCACAGAAUUUUGCAUGAGUCUCUAGGGACAAUUAUUAGUCCAGUACUUAUAUAAAAUUUGGAGGGGAAAGCAAACUGCAUCAUGGGGAACAUGAAACUUGCAAGUUAGGUAGAUUUUAUCAUGGACAACACAGUGCCAAAUAGGCCAUUUUACUGUUGUGUGCUCAGUACCCUGGCCUUUGAAUAGAAGCGAGGGUGGCAGUGACCUUGUUAUGUUACAAACCUUCCUGGUUUUCAUGUGCAAAUCGUGGUAUUCUCAUGCUAACAAGCCGAUGAACACGAUCAUUUACAUAUGAAAAACAAGAAGGUUUGUAACUAAACAGGGUCACUGCCAGCCUCACAAAUCUAUAAUUUCAAAGGCCAGGGUCGGGUUGCAAAAAAACAUCUUAAGAUUAAGGGAACUUGUAACUAUUAUUUCAAAACAAUAGGUUAUUGUUCCAGAUCAAAAGUUAAGAGCCCUCUUAUCUUAAGAGAGUUGAGUUUCUUUUGUUCAAAAGCAUUUCCUCUGAUGAUUUUAGCAGUCCUUUUAAAACAUCCAAGCAUCAAAUUUUAGGCUAAAGGAAUUUACACUGUACAAGAACUUACAUGUAUAUUACUUUGUGAACAUUCAGAUCUGAAUCAUAUAACAUGCUAAUCCUGGGUUACUGUAUCUUAACCCUGCUUCAAAUUACAAUUAAUGUACCUGGAAAUUGAAGUUCUAUUGACUUUUCUUUGUCAUCUUUGCUUUCAGGCAGGAGAAAUAUUUGUACCACUUGCUGCUGUUUAUCAGCCAAUUCUGCCUUAUAAUAGCUUUUCUAUUUUCUAUUUUGAAGACAUGUGAACAAACUCACCAAGGAACAGAACCUUAAAUAGGAAAUUAAUAUUUUGAAGAAGUGGAAAAUAAUUUUUUCUUGUUGUUAACUGGAUUUUCCUUCCUUUUUUCAGGUUGGUAGGACUGAAAAGUUGGAUAAUACUUUAAAUCCUCAAUUUUCUAAAGCUGUUCUAGUGGAUUACUUUUUUGAAGAGCUUCAGAAGCUGAAGUUUUUUAUCUAUGAUAUUGAUAGUCCCACUGGCAACUUGAAAACUGCAGAUUUCUUGGGGGAGUUAGAGUGCACACUGGGUCAGGUAAGUGGCCAAAAAAGCUACAAUGCUCACUUAUAAAGUGAUGUGUAACUUAUUAUGUUCAUUCCCGUUGGCUCCACCACCAGCUGGCUAGCACAGUUUGAAGCCGUGCGCCGCUGUGCUUGAGCAGGAAGUUCUGAGCUAGACCACAAGACUGUGUAUACUAGCUAUGAUUAAAACCUUGCCACCACUCAGAUGAUUGCAUCAUUGGGCAGAGUGGUUUAGCUGAAAAAUUAAAAGACUUGCCAAGUCUCAUGAGUUUGUAGUGAGUCUAACAAUUUCAUGACCUUUCUCACACUCUCAGGGGUCCACAACUGAUGUUCCACACUUUCCCAAAAAGUCACACUUCAAUAAUCUUUAAAUUUGGAGCAUCUGUAGGUUUUGUUUUUGAGUUACAUGUAGAUAGCACUUUUAAUUCAAAGGGCAGUCACAUUUAAUUAUUACUUUCUUCAACCCACCAUUGCUUGCCACUGCCACCAAAAUGUGUAGUCUUGCUGUUAUUUAAAAAGUAAUCUUAAUCUCACAUUUCCAGAUGGCUGCAUGCCAACAAAAAUUAAUUUGUGUGCAUGUGUGCAUGACUUAGAAUACCCAUAAUUCCCACGGGAAUUAAUUAAUUCGCCAAAGCAAUCAGCUAUAUGCUAGAAUUCCUAUACACUGGCAGAAUAAAUUAAUGCAUUUUUUAGAGAUCGCACUGAUUAUUUCUUCUGCUUAAACCAUUCUUUUAUUUUUCUUUAGCUUGUGUCACCUGGAACUUACACAAAACCACUGUUAUUUAAGGGAAAAUCUGGACAAGCUGGAACCAUAACAGUAGGUUUUUAAAAUAAGUGGACGUUUGUAAUACCAGUUGCCUUUAAAGACUAUUAUUGGAUAACAUUGAUUGUUCAUUCUGUAUUAGUGUUGGUGAAAUAAAUUUUGAAUUUAUAGGAGAUUUAUGAAAAAGAUGAAAAUGGCCCCUCUGUCAUGAUUGUAGUAGGGAGUUUUAGCAUCGACAAUAGCAACAGCAGUGAAAAAGUCACUUUUAAAAUGAACUAGUAUUUUAUCAAACUUUGUCAUGUUUAUUUCAUUUCAAUUCACUGAAAAUGUCUAAUGUACAUGUCGGCAAAUUUCCCUGGUGUUGAUUUCCUGGGGACUGCACUCAAGUUUAGAAGGAGAAAGACAAUUUCAAUGUUGCUUGUUUAUGUCUUCUGUAAAAUGUUAUAUUAGGCUUUUUUACAGCUGUAUGUACUCAUAGUUGUGCAGUAAUGGCAAAGAAAUGCACAAAAAAGUGUGAUGCAUGUGCAAACUUGUUGUUUUGCUUUAUAAACCUUUUGCUGCAUGUUCUCUUUGUUGCUAAAACUCCCUAGUACAAAACUACUGCUUGUUUUAUUAUUGAUCACAUAAUGAUAUUAUUACUAUGUUUGUUAAAUUAUAUCAUUAUCAAUGUUACAUGUAUGAUAUUACUAUUAUAUGACUUUGUGCAGUGUAUUCUGAACAGUUUAUUCUGCAGUGUAUUCUUUGGCUUGCAAAGUCAUUAAUUUUAUUUUAAUAUUUUAAAUCAAAAAGUUUAUUUAACUCGAUCAUCAACGAAAGAUGGUUUCAGAGUUGAUUGGUACCUUAAUUAAGCGUCUCAAAAUCCAUUGGGCUAGCUUAUAGUUGGAAGGAAAUUUAUGUCAGUAGUUUGCAGCAAGUUUUACUGAAACUCGCCUUGAGGACGCAGAUCUUUCCAAACCUCAGCCAUGCAAGUACUUUGUCGUAUACGGACUGAGGAAAUCCAAGCCAAGACUGAACAGUGAACUACGCAAACAGCAAUUAACUGUGACACUUUUUGACUGUAAUCGUUUGGCACUUUUAAUAGUUCUUUGGCAAAUACAAAAAAUUAUGUGUUACUGUACAGUUUUCGCUUUGCUUUGAGGGUAUCAUAUUAUUCCAAGGGCUUGUAUUUGAAGGGGGGAUUUAUCCUAGGGGAUUUUGUGUUACAAUUUUGGGGGGCUUAUAUUUGGAGAUAGAAGGGCUUAUUUUCAGAAUUUUACUGUAGCUUACCUAAAUUACAUUUAGCCACAGUCAUUUAAUUUUAAUUCAAUUGAUAAUUAUAAUAUCAAUGCGUCCCUGGUUUACUUGGAAAAUAAUCGAUUAAUUUUUGUAUGUCAUACACCUGUAGGUGGUUGCAGAAGAGGUUACUGGUGGAAAUGAUGAAGUGCUUUUCCAAUUCAGGGCUGAAAAACUAGACAAGAAGGUUUGUGAUUUAUUACCAGUUUCUGUGAUAGAAAUAAUAAUAAUGUAGUACAAGAUCCAUUCUGAGGUGAGUGUUUCAUACUCAAAGCGAUCUCACAAUGAUCAGUCAUGCGCAACGGCAUGUCUUAGUGGCAUGUAGUUCUCUUGAAUUGACUCUACUUUGUAAAGUCUCACCAAGUUAUGAGUUACCAUAAGAUAACUGCUUUGUAUGUCAUGUACAUUGUACAUUGUACAUUGUAAAACUAACAGGUCUUGAUCAACACAGCACGUUGAAUACUACUUCCUGUGUGCCAAUCAGUACUACAUGUACAUGUACAUGUACUGUAUUUACAUUUUUUCUUAGAAGAAGCAGUGAUAACGAGCACAAGCUGUGACCAAAAAAGUACAAAAAGCCCUUGUAUGUACUUUGUACUGUAUGUUUUUAUUUUUUAAAUGUGAGGAAAUUAACCUAAAGGCAGUGAUGAUGCUACUAUUUUUUCCUUUUUUUCUUUUUUUAGCAGAAUUUAGUAUAGGCCCAGGAUACCUAGUUGUGGAUAUGAGAUCAAAAUUAAUUUUCUUCUAUAUACAUUUCUGUUAAAAAUAUAAGAUAAUACUUUUUAAUCCAUGUAGGAUUUUCUUGGAAAGAGUGACCCCUAUUUGGAACUUGCAAGGUCAAAAGAAGAUGGAACAUUUGUUGUUGUCCACAGAACAGAGGUCUGUUUAAUGUGAUUAGUAACUGAAAAUCAUAACAAAAAGAGAAAUCCUAAGGCAUUAAUUGCUUAUUAAAUUUUUGAAACUAUAAUGAAUAUAUCUCUACUAACCAAACAUAAUUAUUAUACAAUGUAUAUUAUGUAGUUUAAGGUUACAAUGUAACUUCUUAGCUUCUAGUGUUGUCUUCAGGCUCAAGCAACACAUGUACAUGUAUUCUGAGUUUCCAACAUGUAAAAAAAUAAUUUAGGUCUUUUGUCAUGCAUUCAUUGUAACAUUAAUCCAAUUUGCAGGUUGUUAAGAACAAUUUGAAUCCAAGGUGGAAAGCAUUUCAAAUCCCAGUACAGCAGAUUUGUAAUGGUGAUUAUGACAGGACCAUUAGAGUAAGCAUUUAAUACGUUAGUACUUUAUGAUGUGCAUCAGUGGUUUCAAAACAAGCUACUUGACUGUAGUUUGCCGGUUACUCUAGACCCCCCUAAGCUUCAGGGCCUUGUGGCCCCUCAAUUGUCACAGGUGCCUACUUUUCCAGAGUCAGCCACCUACUUCAAAACAUUUGGAAACCCCUGGUACAUCCUUUUAUUUUAACGCUUGCAUAGUAUUUAAAACAUAUCACUAUGAUGUACAAUCAUUAUUGAUCAUAUUGUAGCAUGUUAAUUUUCAUGACGAAGACUAUAAGAAAUUAUAACUGUAUGAUAAAAAGAUAGUUACUGUAAUAGUAAUUUAAAUUGCCCUCUUCUGAAGUCUUACUACUACAUGUAAGUCAAAAAAAUAAUAUAAAACUUGACUGAGGCCCAAUAAUGAUACAUGACUUGUGUGUUGAGAUUAUUAAUGAUAAAAUUUUCAGAUUUCAUGUUUUGACUGGGAUUCAGAUGGAUCACAUGACUUUAUUGGAGCAUUUACCACAAAUCUCAGAGAGAUGUGCUCUUUUCAACCCCCAAAGGAGGUAAAUACAGUCAGCAUUGAUUAAACUUUUACAUGGAGGUGGGGGACCCCAAAUAGGUGAGGUAACAACAUGGCCAACCUAUCAAAUUAAAAUUAGAGAUAUAUGUAUAGGCGGGUUAACCCACCAACCUGGGACCCCCAACGCCAUGUAAACAGGCCCUUAUUGGUAUUUUGUGGUUAAGUGUGGUCUGGGAAGUUGGCUAAUAAUGCACUGCAAUGGUCUAGAAUCUGGUGUGGCACCCUGCUUGGUGCCAGAGACUUUUCAUUCAAGUUUUCCAGUUUGGUCAAAUCUUUAUAGUAACCCAUGCAACCUACCUGUUUUCUCAUCCUUUUGUGCCCGUAGCUUAGACCUUCUGCCUGACCCUGAAACAUACCACUGGGUGUGAGAAAAAACCUAUGGUACCCUGGGUACUAUAAGGUGCAGGGAGGAAAUUGUUUUCUUUGUUAAGGUGAUUCGCUGGUUUUGCGAUGCGCAUCUCUUACUGCACAUAUCAAGAUGGCCGCCAUGAGAAAAAGCAUCUCAAGUAACAAUGUUAAAAUGAAGUUGACUGAAGAGAAACGCUUUUGGAAAUUUCACUUGUAGUUGUUUCUUGCCGAGAUGAGACUCAAUGUGUUGGGAAUGUGUAUGCAUGUUGUUGAUUUUGACUUCCUCUCAGAGAACCUCGAUAGUGGAUGUGUGCUUACUCACUUUGUUUUUUAUCUAAGCACCGUCUUUAUCACAUUGCGUCCUAACUGUGAUAUCUCGAUGUUAAUUCUUUAAAAACGGAUUUUUUAAUGCUUUCUUCCUCCUUCCACAUACAUGUCAUUUUGAAACUCAUUCUAAUUCCUCUCUGAAAAAUCAGAGGAAAUGCAUUUUGUGCACACUUUGUGCAGCUUGACUGCAAAAGUGAGUACAGUGAGCCCCAUUUUUUAUUUCAUAAUUGUAAUAAGGACAGUGCUUCCUUUCAGUUUUGGGCUGCGCUUGGUUCUCGCCAAAGGGUUCUAAAUAGCUGUAUGUGUCAGCACUGUGAUGUCAAAACGAGCACUUUGACCCCCACUUUUUAUUAAAAUUUUUUUUCAUAAAAAGUGGGGGUCAUUCUUGACUUGUUACAUCAGUGAACCAAGUUCAUCUUCAAUCUAUGUUACGUUCUUUUACUAAGGAAUCACCUUAAUUCAUAUCACACUCUUUUUUGCUGUUAAUUUCCAGGUUCAAUGGCCAUGUAUGAAUGAAAAGAAACAGAAGAAGAAGCGUGGAUACAAGAAUUCAGGAGUAAUUUUUCUAUCAAAAUGUGAGGUACACUGAUAACUCUCACAGGCUUGUUUGACUUGUUUGACCAGUGAAACAAUUAGAGCCUAACAAAGCAUCUGCUCCCUGCAGGCUACAUGUUUGUUGGUUCAUUGAAGAACAUUAAUUUUAAAAAAAAGCUCAAAUUGAAUUAGAGUUACAAUAAGAUCCAACCUUAGGGCUUCCUUUUUCGGAGGUGUGCCAAAUAGAAUUAUAAUAUUUGUAUGUGUAACAUGUUAAAGAGCUCUAUGUUUAGCCACAAAUCACCUUUUUACCUUUAUUUCGUGUCCCCAAGAGAUUGUACAUGUAUUUCUGAGGGCUGACUUUCAUUUAAACACAAAUUGAUUUGAUUAAGCAGUCACUGGUUUGAUUUUUUCUUUACAUGUUCCCAUGUCGUUGCAUAGUCUCAUAAUUUUAGACUUCCUUCUUAUUUUUACAGGUAGUCAAAGUAUCCUCAUUUUUGGACUUCAUUCAAGGUGGCUGUCAACUUAACUUUACAGUGGGUUUUGAAAGAAAUAUUCUUCCUUUUUAAUUCUAAGACUUUUCUGAACUUACACUUAAUUAACUAGACCAUUUCUCAUUAAGGUGUAGGGUUAUAAUUUAUUAAUACACAACAAUUACAUGAUUGGCUUUAAAGAAACUCUCUCACACUCACUCAUGACAACCCUGACUCUGAUUCUCACUCGUAUCCAACCAUUAGAAGAGCCAAUAAUUAUCUUCCUCAAGAGAAGCUUGCUGCAGAUGGGGGUUGGAGUUGUUGGGAUGGGGGUUGAGGCGAGGGUUGAGGAAUGCAGAUUUAAAGAGAGGCUUGUUGUUAGUCUAUGCAAAUUUAGUGCAAGUAAACUAUAUCGUAAUGAGGCAUUUUUUCGUUCAUUUUUUCAGCCUUAAUUUGAAAGUGGGGGUUUUGGAACUCAGAAGUGGCCUAUUAUCCUCAUUGCAGAGGACAUCAACUGUAAAAUAGCUCAGUAACAACUUCACUCAGUAGUGAAGUAGUUUUGCCCCUUACAGUCAAGUAACUGCUCACUGCUGAGCACUACAACCAGUUGCAAAAAUUUUGAGACACUCCAACGAAAAAACGACUUUUCUUGCUUCAUAUCUCUGUUAGUCACAGGUCAGUGAGAUAAAGGUUUUAUUCUGACCUUCCUCCUCCCUUCCAUUCAAAGUUGUUCCCCAAGUCUUGAGCCUGGUCUUGUAUUGCUAACCACUAAGGUAAGGGGUGGAGGGGGAUCACAAGCACAAGAUCAUGGACAGGCCAGCUAAGCCAAAAUACGGUACUUUGUCUCAAGUACUUUUGCAACUUAUUGUAGCCCUAUUUUUGCCCAUACAGUCAUAGACAAGUAACAUCUCACUGUGGGGAUGAGAAAAUAAAUUAUUGGACUCUCCCACCUUAAGAAGCACUAUACAGGGUUGUCAAAAGUAGCCAGCUGCUGGCCAAAAUCGCCACCUACUUGAUUAGUAUCAGCCGGCUACUCUGCUUGGUAUUUCUUUACAGAUGGCAUUUGUUAAAUAAAAUAUCCUAGGACUGGCCACUUACUUUGUCAACUCAGCCAUCUACUUCAAAACGUUCUGACAACCCUGACUAUAUAAGGGCACCAUCACUGUACAGACUGUAGUUCUAUUGGCCCUCUAUGUUAAUUUUUCUACAUGGCUAACAGGUUGGAAUAGACUUCACAGCCUCAAAUGGUGACCCUACUAACAGCACUUCACUUCACUUCAUGAAUCCUUAUGCACCAAAUGAAUACAUGCAGGCGCUGAUGGCUGUGGGGGAAAUUAUUCAAGAUUAUGACAGGUAAUCAUAACGGAAGAAUGGUAGUAUAGCCUGUGAACAGGCCUUCGGGUGAGGGAGAAUCCGCCUUUCUCCCCUGAUUUUUUCACCCUUUCCCCAAACUGAGAGCCUGUUCACUGCCUGGCACUCCCUAUAAAGGCCUAUAUGCGGAGGCUUCGCCAGAAAGGGAUACUUUUUUCAGACUUCAGAUUUAUACGGUGGCUCUUGAAUCCGGACGUGUUUUGGAUUCUGGGAAGUGUUUUUCGAUUCUGGGGCUUGUUUUGGAUUCUGCGACGUUUUUUCAGAUUCUGUGGAUGUGUUUUGGAUUCUGGGAAGUGUUUUUGGAAUCUGGGAUGUGUUUUGUCCUUGCGAACCACUGUAGAUUUACAUGUAUAGUAUACAUGUAUGACAGGGUGGGAAAAUCUAUCAUUUAAGCACUUUAAUUGAAACAUUUUGGAAGAUACUUCUUAUGGCUCUAUCAUUUUAAUAGGCCAUUUCCCACAGAACGUCUAAAUCAAAACAAGGCUAAGUGCUCAGCCUUUGAUGCAGAAAUUAUUUUUCAUUCUCUUGCAAAUAAAUUAUGCAACUAAAUUUGCACAAAAGGUUGUGCACUUGGUUUCAUUUCGAAAGUGAGUGUUUUAUUUAAAUAAAAUUAUAUUAUUGUAAUUUUUACAAUACUGUGAUAAAACUAUGAUAAUAAUAAGGAAAAAGACUAGUUCAUGAAUAAUAAAACUAAAAUAAAAAAUAUUUACAAAUACUUUAAAAAAUGUGAUAGCGUUUAAAAGAUACUAAAAUUGUGAAAAUUUACAAAUUCACAGAAAUUAGUCCACGAUUAUACCAUCGCAGCCAUGGUGUCUAUGAAGGGGUUCCUUGGGCGAUUGGUUUUCAAAUUGGGCUUUUGUCAAUAAGGCAUAAUUAGAUGUCAUGCGUUUUACGUAUUAUGUUGAAGUUAAUUUUUUGUGUCAGUUAAUUUUUGUUUUUCCUUUGUUUUAAAUUCAUUAGCAUACAUUACCAUACCCAAAAACAAUGGAAAAAUAAAAAUUAACUGAGACAAAAAAUUAAUUACAACAUAUAUCUUCUUGAUUUUAUUUUACAGUGACAAACUGUUUCCCUCAUUUGGGUUUGGAGCCAGAAUUCCACCGUCAUAUCAGGUAAAUCAGAAAAAGGACUUUCAGUUUAUACAGCUUAAAUCCUUGGACCCGACCCAGUUGUUCAAAAGUAGAUUAAACGUAUUGUCUUGUAAAAUUGCCAAAACCUGCGGUUAAAUCUUAUUGCCUCGCAGAGGAGGCUAUUUCUAAUUGGUGCACACAACAGCUAAGAGUAUUAUCAACGGAAAGCUUAGUCACGAGGUAGUCGUAGUUAAAAAAACAGUAAUGGCGAAUUUGAACCUCGAGUUACUUUGUAAACAAAUCUACUGCAGAAGUUAGUUUAACCUUGCUUGUGAAAAUUUGAGUCCAGAGCUACGUUGUUACUGAGCUCCUGUUUCAAACUCGACUCAAAAUCAACAUGUAAAAGCUUUCAUGUUUUAUCAGGGUUCGUACUGUCCAUGGAAAACCUGGAAAGUCGUGAAAUUUGAUUUUCAAGGCCUAGAAAGUCAUGGAAUUCAAUUGUUGGUCCUUGAAGGUCAUGAAAAAUUAAAGUUUUGUUUGGUAGAUUAGUUACUGCAGAUGACAAAGCAAGGAUAACGUGAGAUAAAGAGGAGUAAUUAAACAGCGCGAACAUUUUGGUGGAUACCACAAUUUGUUUCUUUUGAACUGUUUAAGGUAAAAAUAUGCUGAAACAAGUAAAGUUCUGAAACCUUUCCAAAAUGACAGCUAAACCUAAGGUCAUGAAAAGGUAGAAAAGGCCAUCGAAAAAGUCAUGGAAGAGUGAGGUAGACGUAAAGUGGAAGCAAAGCGCAAGAGGAUAAAUUACCAAAUAAUUAAAUGUGAUGUUACACGGGACGAUUUGCAACGACGAUUUUUUAACGCAACACAUCAAUUCAACAUUGUUGCGACAUUGUUUCGAAUGGUUGUAACAUUGUUCCAACAUUGCUACGCUGUGUUGAGCAAAAAAACCGUCGUUGCGAAUCGUCCCGUGUAAGAUCGCCUAAAGGAAAGAUAAACGUAGCCGAAAAAAGCGUUAUGCUCGUGUCUUGCGCUCCAAGCUCACCUCUUACUUGCCUCUCUAUCUAUAUCAUACAGGAAACAUGUUUUACACUUUUAAUUUGUUCAAAGAGAAAAAAAAAAAUUACUUCAAUUUUUCAGGUUUCCCAUCAGUUUCCAUUGAACUUUAAUCCUGGCAAUCCGUACUGUGCAGGUAUUCGUAAACUAUCCUUGUUAUGCAUGACCUAAAGCACAGAGUAUAAAGGGGUCUCAAGGGAAAUUACGACAAGCGUGAGCGGCACGCAAAAGGUGACACUAGUACAAGGGGGGGCAAUUUGCCACUCCCUCGCACGUUCCCUCGCGGUACGCUUCUCUCCGGCUCUGUUUUAUCAGUGUUUUAUAGCCGGCUAAAAGGGAUUCCGUUACCGUAACAGCCGUAAAUGAUCUAAUAGAGCGUUUUCACUUGCGUGGCCAGCAACUAUGCAAAUUAAUUGCGACAAAAGAAGGUCUUUCCAUGAGUAAAGCGCUCUACUCACACUGGGCUGGUUUUGGACAGCAACAUUGCCGCCGUUUUAUUGUUUUAGGACACCAAAGGCUCUAUAGGUACCCUCUUGCAAGUAAACGCCUAUGGUCUGAAAAAAAAAAUCUAGCCUGCGAAUACAGCCGUUUCUUCUAGUUUCUCGCCGCCAGGGACGUUCGCCGGGAGGAACGUCUGGGCCUCAGAAAUUCCAUACUGAUGACGUAAAUCAAUGUUUACAUAACAAAUCCGGUAGUCCGGUAGUCAUGGGGAUCCAAAUGUAAAUUUGUUGAUAAUCAUGUUUCUCCUGUCCAAUAUGGUAAAGUUUUGUGUGGUAAUGCGAACGAGCAACUACAGCAAAACUUUCAGAUGCUUUUUCUAACACUGUUUUGUAGAACGUAGAUUCCUCACGUUUACGACGACCCCGUUUGCCUUUGACCUUUGUAGCCGUUUGUCUGUUGUCUGUCAUUCGUAAACAAUAGGUAAAACAAUAGAAUUAUUAUGUCGACCAAUCAGAGCCGCUCCUGACAAAAAUUCUGGACAGAUUUUACGUCAUCAGUUUGGAGUUUAUGUUGCUGAGGCUCACACGUUCCUGCUGGCGAAACGUCUCCAGCGGCGAGGAGAAAGGAGAAACGGCUGUAUUCGCAGGCUAAUGAAAAUCCGUCCCUUACGCUUAGAAUAGAUGCCCCUCUCUAAUAGACGCCCCCACUCUCCUGAAUAGACGCCCGCUUGUCUGUGGUUCCUGAAUACUGCAAAAUAGACCAAAAUAAUUCAAUUUAUUCAGUUUCUUGCUUGAUUAACAAUAGUUUGCGCAUUGCAUCUUGUGCAAUUUCAAGUACAAAGUAAGGAUAUUGACAUUGGAUCUGAGCUUUAAAAAAAGAACAAUGUCGACUAUAAACGCCUCCGCUUGGGCUCCUAAAAUUAAACAGACGCCCCAGGCGUCUUUUAGAUCAUUUCCUGUAAAUGUGUGACUUUUUCCUUCUAGGUCUCCCUGGUUUAGUUCAGGCUUAUCAGACCUGCAUACAAAGUGUACAGCUUUAUGGCCCAACUAACAUCUCGCCUAUCAUCAGCCAUGUUGCACACUUUGCACAACAAGCAGCUCAAACCCCAACUGCCACUGUAAGUAAUAUGCAUAAUUUUUUGUCAGACCUUUGGCCCGGCAUUUCAGAGUGAUUGAUAUGAUUCAUGUGAAUUAUUUGAUAUAAAACUAUGACAGGGUGAGCUUUGUCGGUAAAGUGCUGGCCGACAGAGAGGGAACAACACCCAGUCUUAAAUAUCUUAGAAAUGAAAGUACUGUCAUUCACCUUACAAACGGUUAGACCUUCGUGUGCCAGGAUGACGAAGAAGAAAUGACAGUCCAGUCUCCAGUAGGAAAUUUUUUUCCUAAAUACAUAAGCUUUUUAAUAAAGUACAUUUUUAAAAAAAGAAAAAUCGUAGAUGACCGGAACGUCACCAAAGAUAAACUUUGUCGAUAAUACAGAUAAUGUUAAUAGUGCAAUGUGAAGUGAAAAGUGAGGAGAAUCUAUUUUUUCACAUGUUGAAGGGUCAAAGGUUAAUGCCUCAAACUAGCCUCCAUACCUGGGCUUGUCAACAGAGGUCAAUGUGGUCAUAGUGUUCAGGACUAGCGAGAUAUUUAUUCCAGAGACUAACAGCUAAUUUUCUUAGACUUGUUAUUUCCUGGGCAGGUGGCUCUGUUUAAACUGCUGAAACGUGGAUUCAAGGACGAAAGAUUUUUCUCGUCAUGUUGCUGACAAUUUUUUGUAGAAAAUCAGCAACGUUUACGAAUAAAUAAACCACGAAGUCUUUAAGCACAUGGUUAAAAGCACAAAAGAAAACAAAAGGGGAGUCCGAGCCCCUGAGACGUAACUUAGUGCCUAGUGCCAACACGUCCGUAAAUUUAAAAGUAAAUUCACCAAUUUCACAUAGGCCAUAAAAUAAUGCGGCUUACCCCCCUCUCCCCCAAACGUUUGCAUAAUCGCUGUCUUCGAUUUCACUUGGGACGACUGUAAUACCCAGGAGAAACAGAAAACAAUGGCAAUGCAAAAUUUUGGGUAGUAAACAAGGUGCAUUAUGGUCUAUGUGAAAAUGGGGAAUAGACUUUCAGUUCGGAGUAAGUAUUUGUUCACUUUAGAUGUAACAGUUUAUUAUUGUUAUUAUUAUUAUUAUUAUUAUUAUUAUUAUUAUUAUUAUUAUUAUUAUUAUUAGUAUUUCUUUUUUUUUUUUGAUAGAACUACUUCAUACUUCUAAUACUGACUGAUGGUGUAAUCACAGACAUGGAUCAAACCAAGCAGGCUGUUGUAGCAGCAUCAGCGCUUCCCAUGUCAAUCAUUAUUGUUGGAGUUGGAGGGGCUGAUUUUGCCAUGAUGGAGGAACUUGACAGCGAUGACGCAUUGUAAGGAAACUUAAGCAAAACUGUAACUUAUAAUAUCAACAAUAGUAAUAAUAUUGCGCUUUCUGACGGUGUAUCUUCGUAUUACUAAAUUGAUGCAGAAUAGGAGGAAGACUGGGAACAAAUCCGUUGUAUGAAGUUGGAAGGGAUGGCUCUAGGGUGACAGUAAAGAGGGGUGGUUGAAUAUGCGUCCUUCCUGACAUCUUCCUUUGGCACUCCGCCUCCUGCCAUUCAAGAUGUCAAAGUUUUAGCCACCAACACAAGUCUUCCCCAGCUGCAGUGCACAAGCAAUGGGUAACCCCUCCCCCCAAAGAGGAUCCAAACCCGUUAGAUAAAUGUGGAACAUUAUUUCUCCUGUGUGGUGGACCUUUUUGUCCUUAGCAGGGUUACCUCAGGCUUUUGUGUAGCUUCUGUAAAAUAAAGCAGCAAUGAGUAAUUUUACUUUCUCCUGGUAGCCUCGAAGUCGUGAAGGGUGGUUCUAGAAUUCGCUUACAUUGUGGUGUGCAAGCCACAGGUGUCAGAGGGAGGGGGAAGAGUGUGGGAGGGGCAGUUCCCUUCUCUCUCCCUGUUGUCCAUUUUCAGGUUCUGCGUGUGACGUAUGGUCACGUGACUACCACAAUUUCGUGUGGACCUCCGCUAAAAGAACGGACAGCGUUCCGCAACCAGUCCAACAGUCAGACCCAGUCUUCAGCGCGACCCCAAAAUGGUCAAUUGGCACCCUACUGAUAGCGCUUUGUACUGUCUGCUAUACCAAAAUCAAAGAUGGCUUCUGCAGAAAUGCAGAUCGCUCGCAUGCGCAAAAUAUACCUCUGGCACUCAGGAAACUUCAAGGCUCUUCCGGGAUCAGCGUAUCAGUCUUUGAAAGGGUUUGAUUAUAGUGGAUGAUAACAGUCUGAUUACGGUGGAUGAAAAUGGUUGCUUCACGGUUUGGGCAAAUGGUAAGCAAAAAUCAGGACGGGUAGAUUUCAGUCCGGAAUCGCGUUUACCGUUUGCACAGAUCAUUUCCAUUUACCAAAAAACGGCCGCGAAGGCACGAAUUUCCGUUUGGUAAUUCUGUCCGGAAAAAAGGGCUACCUUUGCAGAUAUUCCGUUGCUCUCGCAAAUAUUCCCUUGGAACGACUCGAAAAGUCAUGUUCCAUUUACUUUUGUAAGAGGUAAACAACCGACUCUUCUCUUUACGAUCGUCAGGUUGAUGGCUGGUGGAAGAUCCGCACAGAGGGACAUUGUUCAAUUUGUACCGUUCAGGAAUUUCAAACAUGUAAGAAAUGUCAUCACUGCUAUUAAAGUGUAAUAUAAUUGCCGUUGAAAAAUUGAGAAUUAGUUCAUGCCUAGCGUGCGUAUAUCGAGUUAUAGAUGCACGCGGGAAAUCUGGAGGGAAUUUCUGCCGAUUUUUGAGUGAUUGACCAAUUUUUUACAACAUAGUAAAAAAUUGCAAACUUCUCGCGCGCCACAGAAAACAAAUGCUUUUUUUGUUGUUUACCAACACCCCUUCAUCAAUUUGGUUGAAAGAGAACAUUUUGUCUCAAACUGACAGUUAAAAUUUGCUUAUUGAUUCGUUAACAGUCGAUCGAAACAAAGGCAAAAGAGUUGCCAAGCCCACAUAAAGUUGAAAUACUCAGAUUUUGGUAAGAGGGCUUGGAUAUGGUUGAGAUUCAUACUGAAGAUUUUCACAUUUUAAUUUGCGACAUCCAGGAAACUUGUUCGUCAGCGAAAGCAACUCUCUGUUUUCAUAACAAAUAUAUCUGUAAGUGAACUAUAGUCACGAGUCUUUUUGAAAGGAACUCGCUACAGUUGUUUUUAUGAGUAAUAUAUGUCUUGUUUUUGCUGUUGUGACUUUAGAGGUGGCAUCACUUGCAACCUUGUAGGCAAUGUUGCGCUCAACAUUAAAAAACAUGUAGCAGUAGUUGCAACCUUGAAUGCAAUACUUGCACAUACAAUCACACAUAGUUAUUCUUGCAACUUUGCACGCGAUAUGACGCGUAAAAUUAUAGGUGGUACCACUUGCAACCUCGCAAGCAAUAUUGUGCAUUACAUAACUGUUAGUAUCACUUACAAGUUUGCACGCAAUCUUGUGCAUAACAUUACAGGGUGAGGUCGCACAACGCCAUCUUGCGCAUACCAUCUCUUGCAACCUUGCACCCGAUAUUGCAAGUAAUAUCACAAGUAACAUUACUUGCAACCUUGCUCGUAAAAUUGCGUAUAACUUUACAAGUAGAAAUAUUUGCAACCUUGCAGGCAAUAUCCCACGUAAUAUAUUACCAACUAAUGUUACAGGUAACAUGACUUGUAACCUUGUACGCAAUCUUUCAAUCCUUCACGAAAUAUUGCGCGUACAAUUACAGUUACUAUCAGUUGCAACCUCGCACGCAAUAUUACCCGUUACAUUUUGUUCAUAUUGCUCAUUACCUUGCCGGUAGCAUCACUUGCAACUGAUUACUUUGCACGUAACCUUGUGUAUAAUAUUACAGAGUAAGCAAGCACUACUUGCAACCUCGCAUGUCUUCUUGCGCGUAACUUUAUACGUAUUAUGACAUUCAACCUUGUAUAUAAUAUUGCUAGUGGUAUUACAAGCGACAUAACUUGCAACCUUGCUCGCAAUAUUGCGCCUAACUUUACCGUAGUAAUAUUUGCAACCUUGCACCUAAUAUUCUACGUAAGCAAGUAUCAUCACUUGCAACGUUACCCGCAAUAUUGCGCAUAGCAUUACAGGAAGCAUAAUUUUGUACCUUGCAUGCAGCAUUGCGCCAAACUUGAAGGAUGACUUACAAUUUUGCACUUAAAAUAACCUGUGACUUUGCACGCAGUAUUGGUGCAACGUUGCACACAAUAUAGCUCGUAACAGUACUCUGUACAUUGCACGCAAUAAUACCGGUAACCCAACAUUCUCACAAUAUUUCCCGCAACAUCGCACCCGUACGCAGUUGUUUCUUACAUUACGUUCCAACAACAUUGCCAACUACGUUCUCCCGACAUAACAUAAAACAUAGCACGCAACAUUAUGCGUAAUGCCCAACAGCAAAUUUUAUGUUUGUUCAUUUAUUUGUUAUAUUUUAGUCGUCUCCUGCUGCACUUGCUAAAGAAGUAUUGGCCGAGGUACCAAAACAGCUGACAGAUUAUUUCAAAGCACGAAACAUCCAACCUCAGCAGCGACCAACCUGAAAAGUCUUCAUUCUUUUCAGAGUUCUCUUGAGUGAUCUGCGCUUUCACGCUCCCAUAGUGCAAUUAGUUUUCCCUCAAAAGUUUACACAAGUUUUGUUUUCAGUUUCUCAAUGGACUGUUGUUAGCCCAAGAGAAACUGCAAACAAAACUUAUACAUUUUUUAUUUAUGGGAAAACAAAUUGCAUCAUGGAAUCGUGGAAGUCGCAAAUAAAAUUCUAAACAGGCAGUAGCUGGCCACUGAAAAGGCACGAGCUUGCGUUCUACAUACCAGGCAGCGUUAUUUAGUACAGGUGCUAGCCGGCGUUCUAGAUAUGCAGACACUAUAAUUACCAGCAAGCCAGUCGGACGUUAGCUGUUAUGUAAGAUUAGUGCGACUGAGUGUCAGGAUAGACAGGCGCUAACAGGUAGCUCACUCAAAAUGCUGGUGUCCUGGAUUGGUGCUAGGAAGGGGUAGAAGAGGGCCAACAGCAGUCAAACGAGAAAUUUAUGUUGUCAUUUUGACUCUUGAAAGCUUGUAGGUCUUGUAGGCCCUGGCCACACUAAUGCGUGUAGUGGGAGAAUGCCCAUCUACUCCUCCCCUAAACUAACACUAACACUUACUUCUCACUUAGGGCAAAAUGUUAACUUAGGGGAGGGGUUGGUGGACAGUUUCUGAGAAACUUAAAAUUGAACUCGUUUUCGUUGUCAUUGAAAACGCAUCGAUCGAUUCGCGUCCACGCUAUAUACCGCUUUGAUGCGUUUUCGGCUGUCUACUCUAAAACGUUCGAAAACGAUAGAACUGCACGUUCUGACGUAAGUUCAACUCUAUGCGCAUGUCACGGACACACGCCCCUGCGAAAUUCUUAGCGAAAUUCUCGGUCAUCGUUUUCAUUUUGGUGCGUUUUCCACUGUCCACACUAAUACAAUAUGUAUGCGUUUUUGUUUUGGUCAACUAUCAAGAGCGUUUUUAAAUCGAUGCGUUUUCGUUUUCACUCAGCGUAUUAGUGUAGACGGAAGGCCUAAACGCUGCGAAAUGUAUGCGUUUUCAAACAAAAAUUAGAACGCAACAAUAAACACUGCCUUUUGGCGAGUGUAUUUCGGACGUGUGAUUGGACACAAAUAACAUUCCUGGGAUAUUUCAGGUGUUCACGGUUUUCCCGCUGGCACUGUAACGUUUUGAAGGUAUAGUUACAAUUUUCUUAAUGUUCUACUUAAGCAAUUAUUUUAGACGUCGGCGCUAUUUGUCAGAGUAGUUUUGUUUGGGUGGGAAGCAACUUUGACAACAAGAAACUCACUCUUUCAAUUAACGUGAAAACAUUUAUACUAGUACUGCGGAAACGCAAGAUUAGUAAAACGUUACACUUUCACAAAACGUGAUAUAACACACAAGAAUAUCACGUUUUCACAAAACGUGAUAUUCUUGAAACAAGACCAAGGUGUUCGAUCUCCUUUCUUCGCCCUACUUAGUGUGUGAUAAAUUGACCUCUGAGGGCGCGCGUUCUGUUGAUCGUGUUCCGGAAUAAAAAAUUAAGCUAUAAAACUCCGUUGUAUUGCAAUAACAAAAAAUCUCCUGGAAAUAAAUAUUAUUAUCAUUAUCCAGUCAAAAUAUUUUUCCGUUUCAGAUUGGCUAAAAUCCCAUGCACAAUUCAUUGCCCCCGCUGGGCGAAAUCCCGAGGAGACAUCCUUGUUGCUGCGCGAGUAUGUAGAAAGGAACUUACAGUUGAAAUAUGCAGUCAGCUACUAAAGAAAAAAUCUCGAUUUGCUUGAUCAGGGGCCGCAUGGAGUCGUUGAGUAA
Molecule: messenger RNA, 18517 nt
Organism: Porites lobata
Lineage: Eukaryota; Metazoa; Cnidaria; Anthozoa; Scleractinia; Poritidae
Source: the annotation of a GenBank genome assembly